This is a messenger RNA of Sphenostylis stenocarpa, 426 nucleotides long. The record is from the annotation of a GenBank genome assembly. NCBI's taxonomy places the organism in Eukaryota, Viridiplantae, Streptophyta, Magnoliopsida, Fabales, Fabaceae.
AUGCUCAACCUCCAUUGCGCCUUCCACCGCACCCUUUACCAUGUCUCCAUGUCUCCCUCCACCGUGUCUCCAUCUUGGCCUCCAUCACAUCCUCACGUUCUUUCUCUUGUUCAUCACACCCUUUAUUGCAUCUCCUUCAUGCUUGUCAUCAUGUCUUUGCAACCCCAUCAUGUCUUCUGCCGCAUCCCAUGGCCUCUGUCACGUCACAUCACCUUUUGCCACGUCCUCGUGACCCCUUUACAUCCUUCAAUGUGUCUUCUAUCACGUCCUCUACCACAUCCUUCAUUACAUCCUCUCACACUUUGUCAUGUCAUCCACCAAACAUCCUCGCUCUCCGUCGCAUACUCACCUUCUGUCAUCCUCUCUUAUGGAUAUUCAUGCUUAAUUAUAGUGGUGAUUGAACUGUUUGUUGAAUUGCUAUUUUGA